AACACCGAAUGUGGGUCUUGUGAAUCUAACUUACCUCGGCAUCUCUUCGCCCUUUUAUGUGAUCUUACACGUCUCUGAGAACCUUAACCGCGUCAACUAAGAUCUGUUGUCAACUCUUAUUUCAAUCAAGCUUGUCUUUCGGUUUGUUCGUUUAUUUGCUAUAUUACAUUCAAUAUAUCAUCAAUAUAUCCCUUCUACCUCGUUCGUCUGUCGGCCAUCUUAUCCGGCUUGUCAUAUAUCUGCCUAGGCGUUUAUCAGCAUUUAUCAGGCUCAACUUAAAUCAAGGUGAUUGACAUAAGGCCACCAAUCCCGAAGUCGAGAUGCCUUUCGACACCGAGCUGACUCGCCGCCUGGGCAUUAAAAUUCCUGUCGUGCAGGGUGGUAUGCAGUAUGUUGGAUACGCUGAGCUGGCCGCUGCCGUGUCUAAUGCUGGGGGGUUGGGUAUCCUCACAGCUCUCACCCAGCCCACUCCCGAGGAUUUGAGAAAUGAGAUCCGGCGGUGUAGGGAAAUGACGAAAUACCCAUUCGGCGUCAACAUUACGCUGUUGCCUACCCUGGUCCCCCCGAACUAUGCUGCCUAUGCCCAGAUCGUUAUCGAUGAAGGUAUCAAGAUCGUCGAGACCGCAGGUAACAGCCCCGGUCCAGUCAUAUCCAAGCUGAAGACUGCUGGUAUCAUCAUUCUCCACAAAUGUACUACUAUCAGGCACGCACAGAGUGCCAUCAAGCUAGGCGUAGAUUUUCUCUCCAUAGAUGGAUUCGAAUGCGCGGGACACGUGGGCGAGUCGGACAUCACCAACUUCAUCCUCCUAAGUAAGGCACGUCAGACGCUCAAGGUACCCUUCAUCGCGUCUGGAGGUUUCGCCGAUGGCCAAGGUCUGGCCGCGGCCCUUUGCCUGGGCGCAGAAGGCAUCAACAUGGGGACCCGCUUCAUGUGUACCGUUGAAGCCCCAAUCCACCAGAAGAUCAAGGAGCAGAUCGUUCAGGCUCAAGAAACCGACACGGCCUUGGUAAUGCGGAGGUGGACCAACACCACGCGUCUAUACCGUAACAAAGUCACGGACCAGGUCGUGAAGAUCGAAAAGGAGAGUAAGACGGGCGAAUUCGCCGAGAUCGCCCCUUAUGUAAGCGGUAAGCGAGGCCGGGAAGUUUUCAUAAAUGGAGACGCUGAAUUCGGUGUUUGGACUGCCGGACAGGUCAUUGGUCUGAUUCAUGACAUCCCGACGUGCGGUGCUCUCUUGGACAGGAUAGAGAAGGAGGCAGAGGCAACGUUGACCUCAAAACUUUCGCUUGCUAAACCUCAAAGUAAGCUAUGAUAGGAAAUUUCGUGCAACGUAUUUUCAGGAGUAUUGCAACUAGAACCUUUCCGGUCGAUGAGUAUGCGGUAUCAUUCGUCUGCAUGCUAUAGGGUCUUACAUGCCGUAAAUACUCUAGUACCUACACAUUAUGUAGAUGUAUGUAAUAGGAAUUCAGGCGUGUUACUGAGCCUUCACAAUUCCCAAGCCAUAAGUGACGAUAGUAUCAACCGAUUUC
This is a messenger RNA of Annulohypoxylon maeteangense, 1530 nucleotides long. RefSeq lists its product as uncharacterized. The record is from RefSeq and is a predicted model, not a curated record. Lineage: Eukaryota; Fungi; Ascomycota; Sordariomycetes; Xylariales; Hypoxylaceae. The coding region runs from base 321 to 1313 and encodes 330 amino acids. The transcript has 3 exons. Gene Ontology annotation, molecular function: nitronate monooxygenase activity.